AUGACUCAACUUCGAACACUAAUUCUUGAAAAUAUUCGAUCGAAACAUUUACAAGAUAUUCUCGUCGAUCUACCUUCUCUUCGAUCACUUGUUAUUAAAACUAUCGACCCUAUUUCAUCUACCGGUGAUUUAUUUCGUCAAAUAUUUCAUUUACCUGCAUUAAAAUAUUGUCAUACAACAUUCCCUGACAACUGGCCUUCUUGUCGAUUACCGUUUGCGACUACAAACGACUAUAGCCCCAUUGAAACACUUGUUCUCAAUAAUGCUUUACCGAUGAGUGAACUACAUAUCCUUUUAUCAUACGUUCCUGACAUUCGUCAUUUAUCAUACUCUAUUCAUCAAUGGUCAACUUAUACAACAAUGCAACGAGAACCAAUUAAAUUGAACAAUCUAACCCAUCUAUUUCUUCAUAUGACACGUAUAUUUCAUAGUCAAAUGAAACUUUUAAUGGAACAACUAUUUUCUCAUGUUCGUGUCGUGUAUAUCACGACACUUGAUUCUCCAUUACGUUUAACGACAAACAAAUGGGAAGAUAUGGUCAUAGGUGCUCUGUCAAAUCUACAUGCUUUGCAUGUGAAAUUUACAGAUGAUCGAGCAAGAUAUUUAUGUUGGCGUGAUCAACAGUGGUGUUGGACACAAGACGAACAAUUGCAAAGUAUAUCUUCAGUACAACCGAUUACGCAGAAAUGUGCAUGUACCAAUCGUUGUUCAGCUAUGAGUUCAAGUUAUUAUCUUUCUGUUACUCAACUUGCUCUUCGAAAUGAUAUAUCAAAAAUAGAUAAUUGUGUUUAUUUUCCCUAUAUUACUAAAUUGACUCUCUUCCAAUACUCAAAUGCAACUAACCAUUCAAUUUCAGCUAUUCUUGAUCGAAUCUUUCCUCUCACGAAACUCACAGAAUUGAUAAUUAAUUAUCCGCAGUUUUGUGUUGGAAAACUAGCUGAACUACUGUAUUUUUCACCGAAUGUCAAGAAAUUGACAGUUUAUUCAAUAUCGUGUCACAAAGUAUCAUCGAUUGCGAUCGGAAAAAGUGCAACUCUGAAAACAGUAUCCGAGAACAGCAGAAUCAAAGAUUUGGUUAUAGAAAACUAUGGCACAUUUGCCGAUAUCAAAUUACUAGGCGAUCUUUGUCCUCGAAUUCAACAAUUGACUGUUGUUUUGACUGGUUCGAAUGCUUCUAGUUGUGCAUCAUUAUUGACAUUUCUAUUAGAAGAACAAAAGUAUAAUACUCGUCAUCUGUGUUCAUUGUGGCUUAUGAAUGUCAGUAGUCGGUUCAAUCGUAUAUUACGUUCAAUGGUAUUGCCACCUCGUAUUUCUGUCGAAUCUACCAAUGACAGCAUUUAUUACUGGUGGUAG
Messenger RNA from Adineta ricciae, 1353 nucleotides. Lineage: Eukaryota; Metazoa; Rotifera; Eurotatoria; Adinetida; Adinetidae. The record is from the annotation of a GenBank genome assembly.